Messenger RNA from Impatiens glandulifera, 1564 nucleotides. Its product is annotated as mitochondrial substrate carrier family protein ucpB. The record is from RefSeq and is a predicted model, not a curated record. The coding region runs from base 301 to 1143 and encodes 280 amino acids. NCBI's taxonomy places the organism in Eukaryota, Viridiplantae, Streptophyta, Magnoliopsida, Ericales, Balsaminaceae. Gene Ontology annotation, biological process: transmembrane transport. The transcript has 9 exons.
AAUAAAACCAAAUUCAUCGUUUGAACAUGAAAAGGAGAAACCAAAUGAUUGUCCAAAACCGCAACAACCUUCAUAAUAACUAAAACCCUUGGUUUCAAAAUAGUUAAAACCAUCAUCAAUCAACACUAUAUCGAUACAGGAGAAAAAAAUCAGAUGAUGAAUCAAAAAGAAAAGAUCAAUUAAGAGGAAGAGAUUUAGGAAUUCGAUUUGAGAACGGCAGCACCAAAGAGCCCUUAAAUGGUUAAAUAAUUCGGCCCCCCUUCCCAUCCGUGUUUUGAAAAAGUACCAAGAUUAGAGAGAAUGGGUUCUGGCUCUCCUAACCCCAAUUCCCUCCCGCUGUCAUCAGGUAUAACGAAGAGGAAAUGGGGAUUUUCGGCAUCUGAUGUCAUUUAUCAUUUCGGUACAAGUGGGAUUUCUGUAGCUGCUGCUACAAGCAUCACCCACCCUCUAGAUGUUCUCAAAGUUCGACUACAAAUGCAACUCGUAGGCAAGAGGGGUCCUUUAAUUGGAAUGGGUCGACUUCUUACCCAGACAGUGAAGAAUGAGGGGCCAACGUCCCUAUACUUGGGGUUGAUGCCUGCAUUAAUAAGGUCAGUUCUUUAUGGAGGUCUUCGACUUGGAUUAUAUGAGCCGUCAAAGUACAUAUGCGAAUUGGCUUUUGAUUCCACCAAUAUUUUGCUCAAGAUUGCAUGUGGAGCAUUUUCCGGUGCUUUUGCUACUGCUCUUACAAAUCCCGUAGAAGUUCUUAAGGUUCGGUUGCAGAUGAAUCCUGACUCUAAAGGAGGAGCCAUUAGAGAAGUUCGGAAAAUUGUUUCAGAAGAGAGAAUAACUGCCCUUUGGAAAGGUGUAGGCCCUGCAAUGGCGAGGGCAGGUGCUCUGACUGCGUCGCAGCUGGCAACAUAUGAUGAAUCUAAGCGGGCUUUGAUCCGAUGGACUUCUCUAGAAGAAGGGUUUCCCCUACACCUAGUAUCAAGUACAGUAGCAGGCACGGUAAGCACCCUUGUCACUGCACCCAUGGAUAUGAUUAAAACCCGUCUUAUGUUGCAACGCAAUACUGCUACGGAUACAAAGUACAGAAAUGGAUUUCAUUGUGCAUACCAGGUGGUCAGUACAGAAGGCACAAGAGGACUAUACAAGGGGUAAAGUUGCAAUACUGGGACUUACAAUUUUUGCCAGAUUAGGUCCCCAGACGACUAUCACCUUCAUUCUUUGUGAGAAAUUACGUGAGCUUGCAGGCUUGAAAGCAAUGUAGAUCAUUUGAAUCCCUGAGUUCUUGUGUGUUAUCACCAUUCCAGAAAUCCCUGUUGGAGAAUCUGAUUUUCGUACGCAGAGAAGAGAGGGAGAUUUUUCUAGUUUGUACCAUUUUGGGGUGCAUUUUUACAUGUAGAUUGAAUGGAACUGAGAUUUAUAGUGUACAAUGGGAAUGACCAAGAAACCCCAUUGAAACUUUAGCUUUAGAUAAACUGUGAUGCAACAAUUAUUUAAUUACUUCAUUUGGAAAGACUUUUUAACAUGGUUAGGGAUCUGUAUUCUGAUAUGCUAAGAAACCGGCAGUAAAUCUCUA